GUAAAAUCCUUUCAGAAAGCAACAAUAAACUAAACUCAUAGUCCAUCCUCAGCCUCUCUGGGUGACUGCAGAAGACAUAGAAUUGUGGCAUCACAGCAGAUUGGAAGUUGAGCAAGUUGAGGACUAUGUCUGAAUGUAUCCAGCUCUCAUUUGCUGUUUGUAGAAUUGGCAUUUACACGUGUUUUAGAGCACUUUGCUGCAAGGGACCGCCACCACCACGACCUGAGUAUGACUUGGUUUGCAUAGGCCUCUCUGGCUCUGGCAAGACAAGUCUUCUGUCUCAGCUCUGCAGUGAAAGCGCGGAGAAUAUCGUGUCUACCACAGGUUUUAGUAUAAAAGCAGUGCCAUUCCAGAAUGCAAUUUUGAACGUAAAAGAACUUGGAGGAGCUGACAAUAUCAGGAAAUACUGGAGUCGUUACUACCAAGGAUCCCAAGGGGUAAUAUUUGUACUAGACAGCGCCUCCUCGGAAGAUGAUCUAGAAACUGCUAGGAAUGAGCUGCAUUCUGCUCUUCAGCACCCACAGUUAUGUACUUUGCCGUUUUUAAUACUGGCCAAUCACCAAGACAAGCCAGCAGCUCGCUCAGUACAAGAGGGAAAGAGUAUAUGCAUAUUCCAAGCCACUGGAAGAGCAUUCACUAAUGCAUGCAUGGAAGUUUGAAAGGACUGUUGGGUCUGAAAACCCUUCUUCCAGAAAGGACAAAAAGCCAAAAUACCUGAUGCCUAUCAGGUCAAGAACUUACCCAAGAUUAAUUGGUGGAGAGUUUCAAAAAGAUCCCUAUGAACUUCUGCAGAGGACACAGAGUGCUUUCUGGAAGGCAGAGUUGUUCCUCCAUCCCUGUGGAGCUGGUGGAAGGACAGCCCAGAGACUGCAGAUGAAAAUCCUGGCACCAAGCAGCAAGAGCCUGCUGAGAGGAACAGUGAACCAGCUGCCAAACCCCAGCAGCGAUGGAGAAAACUUUCUGCAGACUACAGAAGACUCUGCCAGGUGUGCUGCUACCUGGGAAGGCACUGGGUUGACUGGACCAAAGCCUGGAAGCAAGGUUUGAUCUUUGUUUGAAAAUCCACCAAAGUAAAAUGUCAAGACACAUCUAUUGCAGAGCUGCGCUUACUUAGGUGUUGUCACGGUAUUGAAGAGCUAUUACUAAUUAAAGCAUUAGCAGAGCAAAUCACAAAUCAAAGCUGGGAUUUAAGUUUGUGAGCUAGCUGAGUGAACUAGAGUUUCUUCCAGGCUGAAGAUAUGUAGCAACAGAAGGAGCAACAGGGCUACUGACAGCAGAAAACAAAAGGGAUAGUAGAAGAGCAGAAGGUUUCCAAGCUGAAUUGGCUAGGUGCAAAUCUAUAAGGAACUGAGAGGAGGACAGGAAGUGACCUUCUAAGUUAGAAAUGUGUGAGUACAGAGCAAUUUCUCUGCCUUUGAGUGAAAUGUCCAGCCUGUGGGUUUCUGCAAUACAGAUAAAGCUGGACUGAAGAUUACACCAGCCCACAAUCAUGCUGCUUGUCCCCUGGUCAUGUGCAGCAGCAACCUGGUCCUACGCUAAGAUCCAAUUUUGUUACAACUUCCAGCAUGAUGUGUUUAGUUGAAAUAAACUAAAAAAGAAUUGCUUAGAUGAAGCUCAAAAUGCUUUUCUUUAUAGAAGAAAACCUCAGCGACACCAACUAAUAAAGCCAUGUGGAAGAUAUAACCUAUUUGGGCAUCUGAGUGUUAACUUUCUCCCUUGACAACACCCAUUUCAGAAACAUUGAACUAUUUACUGUCUCUGAAACAUCUGGACUUUCUACUUGUUUCAUAAGUCUCUAACAAAAAAUAUCUACACAUCAUCCAUCAAUCCACAGCCACAUUCUUUUCUCACCCUAUCAUGAUUAGAUUCUUUGGGAGGUUUUAGGGUUUUUUUUUCCUAAUGCUUUUCUCCCAGUUUUUCUUGGACAUCAUUGUAGUAAUUAUUAAUGGGCUCCAUAUAUGCUCACUUUGAGCCAUCAGAAACUGAACUAGUUUGUUAUAUAAGCUGGAGAAAUGGGGACUUUUGGGGACCUGGCCUCUUUCCUUAGCCACAACUGUCCCAUUCUGGCAAAACUGAGACAGACCUCAAAGCACUAUUUGGAGGAAAGUCCAACUGCUGUUAAGAUGUGGAGAGCAGUGGUGUGGUGUUUUGUCCAAGAUACUUCUUUGAUAGGAACAACCAGUGCUCUAAGUGAAUGGAAACACCUAAAUCACCCCUCUGUAAGGAAGGAGAGAGGUGCUUUCUCCACACUCAACUGUUACUUUGUGAAAGAAAGCCCCUCUCAAAGAACUGUGCCAGUCGUGUAAGCAGUCAUCGAUAACCUUAGCUACAUCUAUUGUGAUAUUAAAGAGAAUUGCAUAUCCAAUUGUGGAAGUGCCAUUUUCGUUCCACUUUAAAAGUCAUGGCUGGGGAAUCUGCCCACCCAUGGGCUGGCACUGGGGAAGGUUUCUUGCAGGAGCAUGAGGACAGCACGCCACCAGUGACUUUAAGCUGAGGCCGAGCCCCUCUGGCCAGCACAUGCUCCUCCACAGUUUACGCUGCUGAGUGCUUUGCCUUUCUCCUUCUCUUUUGCACCAGUGUCCUUUUUCCACAUUACUCUUCAGCCAGACAAGUCCCCCGACCCAACUCAGUGUGCAACUGCAUAUGUGCAAUCAGUGCAAGACACUUGUAAAAUUAGUUAGCUGUGAAAGUGCUGAGCUGGGACGAGCAGGGAAGCCAGGAAUCUGGCUGAGCCCAUCGGGGGCUCAGUUUCUGGUGGGCGAGCAGCCCCUCAGGGCGGCCAGUUUGCUGCCAGGUAAUGGGAGGAGCCGGCUGAUAGCAGAGCCUUGCGUGGGGAUUGUUUCAUCUGUCAGGCUGCCAGGGGAUACACAACAAUUGCAAUUCCACUGCUCCUCCCUGCCACGAAGAUUAGGGGAGUUAGUCAUGUGGAGCUAUGAGGCUGAUAGGAGAGACGAUAACAAUGCACAAGCAUUAGACUGGUGUAACUGUUAAGGAAAAAAAGGAUGGUUCAAGGAUGUGUGUAAUUAAGAAUAAUGGCUUGAACAAAAAACAUCUUUUUGUAUGUGUUACUAUUUUUAUAUGACCUCUGUCUGGAACUCAGAAAAUAAAGCUGAGGAGGAAUCACAAUCUUCUCAAACAAUAUUACAAAGUGAGACCUUGCUCUUGAAAAUAAAUCAGCAUGUCAGUUUAAAAUUUGUUAAUUUAAUUUGUUUGAAUACCAGAUUAACAAAGAAAAAACAGUUCAAAGAGCAGACCCUUUCUUUCUGAUCAGCCUGUGAAAUAGUCCUGUAGAGGGAGAUUGAGAUUUUUUUAAUAUCAACAAUAGUGGAAACCUUGCUGUGAUUACCAGAUAAUUCAUCCACUAUCAGUAAAAAUCUUGU
Molecule: messenger RNA, 3380 nt
Organism: Zonotrichia albicollis (white-throated sparrow)
Lineage: Eukaryota; Metazoa; Chordata; Aves; Passeriformes; Passerellidae
Source: RefSeq, a predicted model, not a curated record